AUGACGGCUGCGCCCUCGGGAAAGCUGCCCGCUCUGCACCUUCUACGUGAAAACCGCUUGAUCGCUGCGGACGACAUUCGCAGCUGGCUAGACACUCAGCACCCUCUGACUGGGAAGACGGCAAGUCUCCAAGGGAUGCCAACGCAAGCUACAUACGACAGUGCACUGGCAACCGCCCAACUCGUGCUUGUCCGCCUGCUGCCAGCAUACAACGUGUCUUUAUCGGGGCCAUCUAACGACGUCGCUCUCAUGAUCCCGGGACCACCUCCUCUCUCUGCCGGCUUGACGACCCCUCUGCCUGCGUCGUUCACCGGCGACGAGCGGGUUAUCGACGAGGACGAGCUCGUGGAGAUUGGUAUCGAGGCGCUCGAAGCGCUGCGGGUGAAGCUUGCCGAUCGCACGGGUUCCUGGGCGUAUGGGGCACGAGCACCGACUCCUCUGGACGCCCUCCUGGCCUCGCACCUCUAUUGCAUCUACGGUCUUCCAGCCUCGUCCGCUCUGCGUUCUAAGCUUGAGCAAUCUUCCGAGCUUGGCGACUACGUCGAUUCCGUGCUUGACUAUGCCAUGAAUGGGUAG
Molecule: messenger RNA, 576 nt
Organism: Cutaneotrichosporon cavernicola
Lineage: Eukaryota; Fungi; Basidiomycota; Tremellomycetes; Trichosporonales; Trichosporonaceae
Exons: 3
Coding region: 1-576 (191 amino acids)
Source: RefSeq, a predicted model, not a curated record